This is a messenger RNA of Cottoperca gobio, 1311 nucleotides long. RefSeq names its product mediator complex subunit 10 (gene med10). NCBI's taxonomy places the organism in Eukaryota, Metazoa, Chordata, Actinopteri, Perciformes, Bovichtidae. The coding region runs from base 179 to 583 and encodes 134 amino acids. The transcript has 4 exons. Gene Ontology annotation, molecular function: transcription coregulator activity. Gene Ontology annotation, biological process: regulation of transcription by RNA polymerase II. Gene Ontology annotation, cellular component: mediator complex. The record is from RefSeq and is a predicted model, not a curated record.
ACCAUGGUAGCAGAACGGCAUCCACAGCGAUUGGCUGUGUUAUGGCCGUAAAGCACUUCGGCGUUGUGACUGUCGUAGAGUCGGUGGCUAACAGUCAACAGCGAUUUUUUGACAAAAGGGUCUUCUAAACGGUGCAAUUUCUAUUUAUUUUUUAGUACUUUAGGUGCAAAUAGUUAACAUGGCUGAAAAAUUUGAUAAUCUGGAGGAGCAUCUGGAGAAAUUUAUCGAGAAUAUUCGACAGUUGGGAAUCAUCGUCAGCGACUUCCAGCCGAGCAGCCAAGCAGGGCUCAACCAGAAACUAAAUUUCAUGAUAUCUGGACUGCAGGACAUCGAGAAGUGCCGUCAACAGCUCCAUGAGAUCAACGUCCCGCUGGAGGUCUUUGAAUACAUUGACCAAGGUCGAAAUCCUCAGCUGUACACCAAGGAAUGUCUGGAGAGAGCCUUGGCGAGGAACGAGCAGGUCAAAGGGAAGAUUGAUACUAUGACGAAAUUCAAGAGCCUUUUAAUCUCCGAGCUCGGCAAAGUCUUUCCAGAGGAAAUGGUCAAGUAUAAGGCCAUACACGGGGAAGAUGCCCCCUCCUAGUGACCGCGACACCGCGACCCCUGACCUUCAACCUGUGACCCUUGAAAUGAAAGCCUGAAUGGAGUUUGACCAAGCAGGUUCCUCUGUGGUCGCCGGCAGAAUAUGAUCAUAACCUUGUAUUAUUUUUUUUGUAAAAGAUGUGAUGCUGUUGCCAACUAGUCCCCUGAGGGAGAAGGUUUUUAUUUCUGCUCAGCACCCUGACUCAGCCAAUCCUCUCCUUUUUCUCAAACUUUAAUUUAAAGAAAUGCAAAUCAUUAGCAAGUAUAUGGGAGGAGUAGUGAGGAGAAACAAAUCGUUUUCAGCACUUGGUUGUUGCCAGGAGACACAUUUGUUUUUUUUAUGUCGCUGUUGAUGCACUCAUUUGGCAGCAGAGGCAAUUUCUACAACUCCCAACUGUACAGAAGAAAAUAUUCAAGAGCUGCAAGGCGCCCGUCUGAUUCUGCAUUAAGGAAUUUACUCUCAUCAGUUGUACAUACGGUAUAUUUAUACUCUUACACUCUACCUUUUGUAAUGCUUCCUAAUCAUUGUGCAACAUCCACUUGUACCACACAGUUCAUGACAUUUUGUAUCGAGCUCAGGUUUCUAAUGGCCACGAUUAUUGAAUGCAAACGCUGUUUGAUGGUAAUUCUGUGCCUGAUCACUCGUAAUGGUCAGAAAUGAGUCCACUCUUUAUUUGUAACUUGUUUGUAUUAUACUUUUUGUUAUUAAAUGAUCCUUGUUGGGCUAAU